Molecule: messenger RNA, 2108 nt
Organism: Rubroshorea leprosula
Lineage: Eukaryota; Viridiplantae; Streptophyta; Magnoliopsida; Malvales; Dipterocarpaceae
Source: the annotation of a GenBank genome assembly
ACUUUUGCUAUUUUGCUACCAAAUUCUUGCUAAAUUUUUGCGGUUUCGUGCGGUUUGUGCUUCGUUUGGGACUUUAACAACAGUUUUUCAAGACCAAAAUCAGGUAAAUCAGAAAUUGAGGAGAUGUUUUCAGAAGGGGCAAUGAGUGUAGUAGAGAGUGAGGUGAUGCCCUUGGAGUAUGGUGGCAUGGACUCGGAGAGUAGUCCGUCUCCAUCUAGUUUGAAGAAGACAGUGGAGGAAAGGAGGGAGCGGGGGGUAGUGGAGGAGGAAGAAGAAAUUCCCUCAAAUAUUAUGGAGGUUGAGGGUAAUGUGGGUAGGUGUUAUGACCCCGAAUUAGACAUAGUGUCUGAGGUGAGAGGGUAUGCGAGUGAAUUGGGUAGUAGGAGUAGCUUUAGGGGGCUAGUAAAUAACUGUAACCUUCCUCAUCAUGUGUUGAUUAGGCCUGCCGGGGUGAAUGAGAGAGCAUGCUCAGCACCCCGAGACUAUUGGAUGCCAAUGUAUGUUAGGGAUGGCAAUUUGCCCCGAUCCCCGUGGGGCCCCGUGGGGAUCCUCGUCACGGGGACGGGGCGGGGAGGAAUAUUCCUCCACGCGGGGAGGGAUGCUGAAGUAGAACAAUUGUCUGCUUGGAAAGCUAAGAAAACCAAGCAUAACAAUUAUAAGUUGAACGAGGAUGAAGUGGAAGAAGUAGGGAAGCUGGUGAGAGAAGAAGGGGAGUUAGUGGAUAUCAUGUACCUUACCAACGCAGAGGCGAUAAAGGCUGUCGAGCUCUAUGGGCCAAGCUCAUUGAGCGAAGUUGAGAUGGAUGGCUUUCUAAACGCUGCUGAGGGGCUAGCUAUCCCAAAGAAGCCAAGGAAGAAGUCAAAGACUUCAACUACGGUAGAAAAGGGGGCAGCAGCGAGGGAGCGGCUAUCCAGCACUUCUGCCCGGGCUUUGGAGAUGCAACAAAGGCCAAAGCCUAUAAGGAGAAGCAAGCCAGAAGCUAGGGGAGAUGAGGUGGUUGAGUUUGUGCCUCGACCUCCUCUUGCUAAAGUUGAUCCUGAAGUGAGGGAGAGGGAGGAGGCUGAGGUGCGAGGCCCUGGCAAAGGCAAGGAGCUCAUCCCUCCCCCUUCGUUCCAGAAGAGCUUGUUCAAUGCAACCAACAUCACUGGGGCAAAGCGGUUCCUGAAUGCCAUUCUUCCUAAGGUGGAUAAAAGGCAGGCGAGGGAAGAGGCGAGUGCAAGCUGGGUUAACGCUUUAGCGCAAGAGUAUGCGGAAAGCGUGAGAGAUCGUUCUAGCUUGCAGAGGCAGUGUGAGGAGUUGCUAAAAGAGAAGAAGGAGCUGCAGAAGAAGAAUAAAAAAAUGCAGAGGAAACUGGAUGAAGUUCUGCCAUCAAUAACCAAACUUCAGACUGACAGAGAUACUUUGAGCACGAGACUUGUCUUCGAAGAGCGUAAAAGGAAGAUUUGCGAAGACAAGAUUGAGGCUCAAGACAAAUAUAUUGAGAAGAUGAACAAAGGGAUGGCUAAACUAAAGAAGAAUGUGGAUUUUCUGGUUCACAACGGGAUGGAGGAGCACAUUGGCAACUUCCUCAACUCCAGCACUUUUGAAAACAUCGUCAACCUCUAUCAGCUGCCAACCAUAAUUUUGGCCUUCACCAACUGUAGAAAGAAGGUGAAGGCUCAGUACCCGGAAGUGGACGUCACUACGGUCACCUUUGGUGAACAAGAAGAAGUAGUGGAGGAGGACGAUGAGAGUCUCUCUGCUAACUUCCGGCCUCUGAUCAAGCUGAGGUGGGAGCGUGAUGUAGAGGGACGCAUUAUCUUUCCUCCAGCCUUUGAUGCUGAGCUGGUGGCUGUAGAGGAAGAAGAAGAGGCGUAAGGUGCUGGAGUGGAGAAUCAGGUAGACCCGGCCGAAGCUCAGCCUCCCAUAGUUCAUCCAAUUUCCUUGGACGGAAUGCAAUUAGCUCCUCCUAAAACAGAAGUGCCACCUCUGCCAGCUGGGGAUAAGCCACCUUAACCACCUCUUCCUGUUGAGGAGCAGCCUCCUCUUCCAACAGAAUAGCUUAGGAUUUUAUAUUUUUUUAGUUAUCUUUGUAAUGAACAUUUUUGUAAUAGAUUUUUUACUAAUUU